AUGGAGCUAUUUCGUAUGAGAUUGUUCAGUGCAAGUUUGAUGGCAAUUCUAUUAAACCGGACUGAGGUCAACCGUUGGGGCACAGCAAAAUACCCGUAUAUACCUCGCAACCUUUCCAGAACCGAAAUUUGCUCACUAGUUGUAUUGCUUUUUCUUCAUCAUAGAAUGCCUACUCUUGCUGAACUGGUACGAAGACUUAUCUUUGUGAUAAGUUGCCUUGUGAACGAAGAGCUGCCACAACUGCAUGAAGUCACCGAACAUGGCCAACUCAAUUACAAUAACGCCCUACAAGAUGUACAAGCUCUUUUAACUCAGAGACGAAGAAACGAUAUCCUAGAAAUUUUACACCAAACUAUGGCAGGUAAAAUAAUUGUCAGUCAGAAGCCAAAAAAACUAUCUAAGCUGAUGCUUUAGCUGACAUGAAGAUUAUUGGAUAUUUGAAAGAAAUAUAAUGCCUAUCAAAUAUUUGGCUAUCGCAAAGGUUAAAGGUUUACACAUUUCUAGAUCUAAGCAUUUGCUCCUAACAGGUUACAUGCAGGAAAAUAUCCGAGAAAUGGAUUUCUUAGAUUUCUCGAUUUGCGUGCUUUGUUUUUGAACCGGUCUGCGCCAAUAAUAACAAAACUUCAAUUGAUGGGGAUGCAACUACCUGAAAAAUAAAAUUGGAGAACUUCGACGUUUUGAUGCCCUUCGUAUUAAUUGGGAAGUCAGUAGAAACGUCAAAGUUCUCCUUGUAUUUUUCAAGUAGUUGAAUCCCUAUCAAUCGAAGUUUUCGUCCUUGUGUGUUAACAAUACAUGAUGUCAAAUUUUGCAAAUGAAUUUACUUUCUAUACUUAAGGUAACUUUCACUUGUUGGAACGACAUGAGAGAAACAUUCAUCAUAUUCUGAAUCAGUUUUAUAAUGACCGUGCCCGUGGUCAUGCUUCACAAGAAUGGCCCGAAUGGUGUUACCGCAUUACGCAAAACAGGAACCCACUACGACAAGAGACGAGCGUACACGGAACAGAAAAUGGCAAUAUCGUGGUCUCCGACACAGAAGGCGCAACGCAAAACGAUGAAAGAUAUAGAGAUGUGGAAGCACGGUCUCGUGACCAAGAUAUGUCUCACCCAUCUGCACAUCGAUCACGAGAUCCACAAACGAGUAGACGGCAGGCAAACCAGAGAGAAUCACCAUUGCCCGUACUAGACGACAGAGCGCUCAGAUCUCUUCUUCCACAACCAUCAACUCCCCUUGAAAAUCCUCUACGAGAAGAACCAAGACAUGGAUAUGGACCAUGGUGUAACAUUUGUGGAAAAAAUAUGGAGGUACUGUAUAAUUAACUCAAGGAAAUUCAUCAUCAUUUAACUAAUUUUCAUGUUGCAACAACAUGAAACGCUAUCUUCAUUUAGUAUGUUUUUCAUUUAUAUAUUACAACUUAAAAUUUCGUUGUUUCAAACCUGUUCCCAUGCAGUGCGACAAGUUUCAUGAUUACUACCUUGCAUAUACUAAUUAAUAUUUCUAAUUAAAAUUUUUUUCCGAACAUUAUAUUUUUCAUUCAUGUACCCGCGUUACAUUUUUCCGUAACGUUUUCGUACAUUUCUCCAAAUUUUUGCUCUAUUAUUUUUUAAUCAGUGUCACUCAAAUAUUUUACCUACCCAGUUCAUGUUUUGCCGACUACGAAGAUGUUUUCAGGGUGUGUCACGCCCUCACGACGGCCCUGACCAAGUAGCAUUAUACUCGUUAGUUUUGAGCGCAUGUUACGUUAACAUACAAAAAUAUCCGAGGAAAAUAUCAGUCCUCUUAAUUUGCUUGUGCGUAUACUGAAGUGCAUGUUAACCAGGGCGCUUAUUUCCGAAGCCCUCCUAAAAGCUCAUUCUGAAAAAAAAAUCACAAAAAUUGUAAUCUCCCUCAUUUAAUUUACAACACUGCAUUGGCAGGUCUGCUUUUGUAGCCAUGGUGUAGUGGCGAAAUAAGUAUAUCCCAACCCUAGUGUGUAGUCUAUUUAAGUAUUAUUUUUGCACGUUAUGCAGACUUCCCCUCCAGUUUGGUCACAGAUUCGUGAUAUUAUUAGAGAGUUGGAUCGGCAACAGAUUCAGGCCUUCGUCACUGAAAUCAAUAAAUGCGACGAGGGAAUUUUAAAUUCCAUACAAUUCCAUGCCAUUCCAGAUCACGAGAUUGUCGAUGCCUUAGUGAGGCCAUUACAAAGAUGCCAUCUUCGUGGACAAAAGUGUGUCCUUUGUCUUUUGAACUAUGUAUUUCAACGCAUUGGACGCAGCGAUUUAGCCAAUUACGUUAAAGAAAUACAAUCCAGAGUCGAAUGA
Paramuricea clavata is the source of this 2298-nucleotide messenger RNA. The record is from the annotation of a GenBank genome assembly. Lineage: Eukaryota; Metazoa; Cnidaria; Anthozoa; Malacalcyonacea; Plexauridae.